Gracilinanus agilis (Agile Gracile Mouse Opossum) is the source of this 807-nucleotide messenger RNA. It is a transcript of the gene ACER1, whose product is annotated as alkaline ceramidase 1. The transcript is spliced from 6 exons. The coding region runs from base 1 to 807 and encodes 268 amino acids. The record is from RefSeq and is a predicted model, not a curated record. Lineage: Eukaryota; Metazoa; Chordata; Mammalia; Didelphimorphia; Didelphidae. Gene Ontology annotation, cellular component: membrane. Gene Ontology annotation, biological process: ceramide metabolic process. Gene Ontology annotation, molecular function: hydrolase activity, acting on carbon-nitrogen (but not peptide) bonds, in linear amides.
AUGGCUAGCAUAUUCUCCUAUCAGAGCUCCGAGAUUGAUUGGUGUGAAAAGAACUUCCAGUACUCCGAGCUGGUGGCUGAAUUCUACAACACGAUCAGCAAUGUGCCCUUCUUCAUCUUUGGACCACUCAUGAUGUAUCUCAUGCAUCCUUAUGCCCAGAAACGCUCCCUCAAGGUACACCUGGUCUGGUUCCUCUUCAUCUUAGUAGGUCUGUUCUCUGCGUACUUCCACAUGACGCUGAGUUUCUUCGGGCAAAUCCUCGAUGAGCUGGCCAUCCUUUGGCUGAUGGCGACAUGCUAUUGUCUCUGGUUUCCUCGCUGCUACUUUCCUGCUUUCUUGAAGGAGAACAGGUCCCUCUUCUGUUGCCUGGUCCUGUUCGCCUCGGUCGUCAUCACCUUCCUGGCCUUCAUAAAGCCUGUGGUUAAUGCCUACAUGCUCAACUGCAUGGCUCUGCACAUCUGCUAUUUCACCAGACUAGAGUACAAGAAGAACUAUCCCAAGGUGAAUCAUUUGAUCAAAGUUGCAGUUAUCUUGUGGGCAAUGGCUCUUUCCACCUGGAUCUGUGACAGGCUAUUCUGCCCCUUCUUUCGAAGGAUCGAUUUCACCUAUUUGCACAGUUUCUGGCACAUCUUGAUCAGCAUGGCAUUUCCAUAUAUAAUAGCUAUUGUAAUCAUCGUGGAUGGCCGUUAUGAGAUGCAAGAUGUCCUUCUGGAAAUCCAUUACUGGCCUCAAGAUCAAUGGAUUCUGGGGCUGCCUUAUGUGACCGUAAAGGAUGAGAAGGCCAACAAUGAGUCCAAGAGCUACUGA